UGGUGGCGCCUCCCCCCCCCCACCCGGUGCCGCGGCGCAGGCGGGCGGCUGCUGCGCCGGGCUGCGGUUGGUGCCUUCCCCCCACCCCCUUCCCCUGCCCCCCCCAAUCCCCGCAGCAGCCGCCUGGCGGGCCCCCCCCCCCCCCCCCGGCUCGCCGCGACCCUCCCGGGAGCGCGGCCUGAGCCAUGCUGCUCCUGGCGGCCGCCUUCAUCGUGGCCUUCGUCCUCCUCCUCUACAUGGUGUCGCCGCUCAUCAGCCCCAAGCCCCUCAAGCUGCCCGGCGCUCACGUCGUGGUAACUGGAGGCUCCAGUGGAAUUGGAAAAUGUAUCGCUAUUGAAUGUUAUAAGCAAGGUGCUUUCAUAACACUGAUUGCAAGGGAUGAGAACAAGCUGUUGCAGACUAAGAAGGAAAUAGAAAAGAAUUGUGUUAAUGACAAGCAGGUUGUACUAUGUAUUUCUGUUGAUGUAUCUAAAGACUAUGAACAAGUGGAGAACGUUCUAAAACAGGCUCAGGAGAAGCUGGGGCCAGUUGACAUGCUUGUAAACUGUGCAGGAACUUCAGUUACAGGAAAGUUUGAAGAUAUUGAAGUUAAUUCUUUUGAAAGAUUAAUGGCAGUCAAUUACCUGGGUAGUGUUUACCCCAGUCGAGCAGUAAUCGCUACCAUGAAGGAACGAAGAAUGGGAAGGAUUGUGUUUGUAUCAUCUCAGGCUGGGCAAUUGGGCCUGUUUGGCUAUACAGCUUAUUCUCCAACAAAGUUUGCUCUUCGAGGCUUGGCUGAAGCCCUGCAAAUGGAGGUAAAACCUUAUAAUAUCUACGUAACGGUGGCCUAUCCUCCAGACACUGACACACCUGGCUUUGCAGAAGAAAGUAAAACAAAGCCCUUAGAGACGAAGCUAAUUUCUGAAACCUCAUCUGUUUGCCAAGCAGAACAAGUCGCCAAAGUUAUAGUCAGAGAUGCCAUACAAGGAAACUUUAACAGCUCAGUUGGAUCAGAUGGUUACAUGCUAUCAAUAUUGACAAGUGGAAUGUCACCAGUCACUUCUAUUACUGAAGGUCUUCAGCAGGUUGUUUGCAUGGGCAUUUUUCGCAUCGUUGGCCUAUUUUAUCUAGGAAGUUUUGACAGCAUAGUUCGUCGCUGCAUGAUGCAAAGGGAAAAAUCUGAAAGUGCAGAUAAAACUGAGUAAUCUUUACUUGAAUUGAAAGAAGAAUGUCAAAGUCCUGGACAGCUUGCUGCUUAAGUGGGACUCAGUUUUUGUCCUGAAGGAUUUAGACUGAAAGUACUUGCAUAUGUGACAGAUGAGUCCCCUCAAAAGCUAUGAAAGAAAACAAAAGUACAACUCCAGAAAAUGCCAAACUAUGCAAAAGUGUGAAUGAGGAUUAGAUAUAUUUUUUGUGUGAUUUGAGUUGGAGAGAAUUUGGGGUACUUGUAAGUGGUCUGCAGAGUAGAGUUUGAAAAUGGGCUAUGUGUGGUAAUUCUGGACAAAUGCUUAAGUUUUCUCACCUUGGUGCUUACGGACAAAAAAGUACCAUGACAGACUGGGCUGAAGUAGAUUGAAGUCCCCUGAACAAGUUGGUACCUUUUGCUAACAUUUUGGGACUGUUUUUAAUUUAGAAUGUUAACUUUUCCUUUGGCCAAUCUACAGAUCCUUCUGUCAAUGACAGCUUUUCUUAUUCUAGCCAACAUGCAACUGUUGAAACCUUAAGAUGGCAGAUACAUUUGUAUGAUCCAAGCUUUCUCAGCCUGGGAGUAAUUAAAAAGUAUGGUUUAAUAUAUGCAUACUUUCUAAAGGGAGAUGAAGAACCCGUUCUCACAGAGAAAUGCUAGGAGAAGUGAUUGGGUCUGUAGCUCUUCUGGCCUUUGAAGUAUGUUGUGAACAAAAAAAAAUCAAACCAGUAUCAAGUGUGUUGAUUAUGACUUUCAGCAUUUUAAGCCAUUGAAAUGAUGUACAAUUUUUACAGAUGCUUACUUUUCCUUAUCUGCCAGAUUUUGCUCUGGAAAGGAAAGUAGCUUAAUGCUACCUUUAUGCACAUUAUUUUUCAAAGCUGCAAAUGAUGAGCCAAACCACUAGAUGAUAGAAUCAAUUGUAAUUAAAAUGCCAGGCUCUUCCAGUAGCAGGAAUGUAGCUUUUUGGGGCAGCGGGUUCGGGAGGGGGGAAGGGUGUAUGACAGAAUGGCAUUCCACACUUAAUUUUAUCACUGCAUGGAAAACCUUUCACAUGACAAGAAAUUAUUUAAAAUACUCUCCUUCUAUGCCCCGCUUCUAAUUUGUUUCACUUAUAAUAUACAAAACAAGGCUGCUCAAUAACUGCUUCAGAAUACACAGAACCCAGUGGUUGUUUCUAAUAAAUCUUAACACUGAAAAAGCUUGAUGCAUAACAAUGAUGUUUUAAGGGUGCACUAUAUAUACUGUUUAUUUAAUGGACCACUAUAGCAAGUGCCUUGUGAGCUGCUUUAUUUUCAAAAGCUGCAUAUUUUGUAUUUGUUAGCACUGCUGUGUUUUCAUUGUCAUAUUUUCCAUUUUUCAGUCAGUACUCUGAAUCUAAAAUUAAUUGUAAAACUGGGCACUUUCACUUCCCUGAAAGUAAUACUUAACAAAAUAGGCAACAUCGAUUGCUUUUGUUAAGAUAUUCUCUACGUCUGUCUAAGAAGAGGUAUUCAAUUAAACUGAUAUGAAAACCAAUAGGCGGUUAACUGGAAAACCUUUAAAAUAUAAUUUGAGGCUAGCUAUUUUCCUUCUUUGAAUUCAGUUGAUCACUUUCAAAUUUUCUUCACAUAGACUAAACUUGCUUUAAUACCUGGUUUACAAACAUAUUUUGGGGGAGGGUCACAGUGGUACUCUCAUUUUAAGUGGUUAGACUUUCAUUAGAUUGCAAAUGUUGAGGCAUUGUUGAAUUCUUCACAAAGAUGUUGUUUUAGGUCCUGCCUCCUGAUUUAGUUUAGAUAUGUGAAGUUGUGCAUGCCUAUAAUAUAAUACUGGUUUUGAGAAUAGAGUGUAUUCCUGCAUUUUUAAACAGCUGGGCUUCAGUGCAAAGAAAUCUAGUGUGCAUAUGUGUUUCCUGUGCUGCUUAAUGUGAAUGACAUAAUGGAGCAUUUAUCAUACAUCCAUUGUCAACAUUGCUGUGUUUCUUAAAGCCACAUAGCAAUGCUAUUUGGACCCUAUUAUCUAUGUUAAUUCUUAUUUUGAUACAAAUCUAAUAUUCCUUUGGCCACCUGCAAAAGAUACCAAAAGGGAUGAAUCCGUUGUGCUGUAGUUUGAAAGAAACGGUUAUGUAAAUGGCUUGACAUCAACACAAGCUUGAAGGUCAGGACUUAAAACCAGUAAGACUUUGGAUACUUGAAUUUUUGGAUCUUCAACUCAAUGUUAAAGGGUUUGUAUUUAAGAAACAUAAUCCAGAAGGUCAAAGGACACACAAGACACUGUGGCAGCUGGGCCUCUUUUGAACAUACUUCAGGUUGGACAUCUUAUCGCUAAUCACUCUUUCUUGACUGAAGAGUCCUCCAGAUAAUGGCUGAUUUAAUUCAGCACAAGUGUCUCUGAAGGAGAAAUAAGAAUACUGGGUGAAUGUUAUGGCUGAUCUAUAGAGGCUUCAGUUCACACCUAAUUUUGCAUAGUGUAAGUGGUUGUAUUGACAGUAAAACUGUAGGUCAAACUUCUCAGCAAUUGUGGAAAUUGGAACGAGGCAAGUUUUUUUUGAAGGAACAAGUAAAGAAUAAUCUUUUUAAAUGUUCUAGUUUCUGCUGCUGCAAGUUAAUGCAGUUAAUUUUAACUGUUAAACUUUUCAACUGUUUUACUGUCAAAACAUGGUAAAUUGUCAACUGCAGCAACCUUUGGUGUAAAUUUUCUUUUCUUAUGCACAUUCUCUGUCUACCAAUAUACUCAUUUUAAGGUCCAGUAUUAAGUGAAGGAGAUGCCUUGUAAUCUGUGGAAAAAUGCUUAGCAGCCAAAAAACUAUUUUGCCAGUUUAAAUGUUACAAAACCUCUGCAUUGAAAUGUUUUAGCAGUGUAUUAGAUCCGUGAAGAACUUCAAAUAGGCUUUAUUACUUUUUGUCAAAUUGUCAAUAAUUUAAUCAUUUGUGCCAUAUCAGUUGGUGUCUUGUCUCUUGUUUUCUUGGUCAAUCUUUAAGAUUCGAUUUAGGCUUUGAUAGUCUUUUCCUUUCCAUGUAGUUUCUAAUGACUGUCUGCUUUAAAUACAGAUUUAUUGUAACUUUACAUAUAGUUUACUUCACCAAGGUGUUCAUGUGCAAUUUAAAUAGAUUUAAUAUUUUACUAAGAGAAAAAUAUAUAGGUAAAUAAACUUUAUUUGCUGUGAAAAACUCUAGGCACUUUUAAAUGGUAAAAAUAUAUAGCAUUAUUUGUAAAAAGAAAUUUGUGCUUAUUGCUUCAUCAUUUUUGUGCCAGAACUGUUAACUAGUUUUCAUAUUUUAUAUUUCUCAAAAUAAAUGAAGAAUCAACAAA
Tyto alba (common barn owl) is the source of this 4456-nucleotide messenger RNA. RefSeq names its product 3-ketodihydrosphingosine reductase (gene KDSR). Gene Ontology annotation, cellular component: endoplasmic reticulum membrane. NCBI's taxonomy places the organism in Eukaryota, Metazoa, Chordata, Aves, Strigiformes, Tytonidae. Gene Ontology annotation, biological process: sphingolipid biosynthetic process. The transcript has 10 exons. Bases 186 to 1184 code for a protein of 332 amino acids. Gene Ontology annotation, molecular function: 3-dehydrosphinganine reductase activity. The record is from RefSeq and is a predicted model, not a curated record.